This is a messenger RNA of Cylas formicarius (sweet potato weevil), 574 nucleotides long. It is a transcript of the gene RpS30, whose product is annotated as ubiquitin-like FUBI-ribosomal protein eS30 fusion protein. Gene Ontology annotation, molecular function: structural constituent of ribosome; protein binding. The record is from RefSeq and is a predicted model, not a curated record. Gene Ontology annotation, biological process: translation. Lineage: Eukaryota; Metazoa; Arthropoda; Insecta; Coleoptera; Brentidae. Gene Ontology annotation, cellular component: cytosolic small ribosomal subunit; ribosome. The transcript has 4 exons. The coding region runs from base 16 to 513 and encodes 165 amino acids.
GCAUACCUACUUUAUAUGGACUGUUACACAAAUAAAGAAGCUGGUAUAAAACCGGAACUGUUUUUGGAGGAAAAACGCCUAUUGGUGGAACAACAAUCCGUAAAAAUGCAGUUGUUUUUCCGAGGUCAGAGCACCCAUUUGCUUGAAUGUGGCGAGUUAGAAACUGUUGGACAGAUAAAGGAACGCAUUGCGUCACUUGAAGGAUUAAAGACAUCAGAAGUCACAUUAUAUUGUGCUGGCAGUCCUCUUAGUGAUGAUAUUUCAGUGUCGUCCUUCGAGGAACAUGCUAACCUUGAGGUAACAGUUGGGCUUCUUGGUGGUAAAGUUCAUGGAUCUCUGGCUCGUGCUGGUAAGGUGAAAGGUCAGACUCCAAAAGUGGAGAAACAGGAGAAGAAAAAAAAGAAGACUGGUCGUGCUAAGAGGAGAAUCCAAUACAACAGAAGAUUUGUGAAUGUAGUAGCUUCCUUUGGACGUAGAAGGGGGCCUAACUCAAAUUCCGGACCAUCCACAUAAAUAGCUAUGUAAUAUUUUCAUUUAAAUAAAAAUAAUGGAUAAUGGAUACUCCAAAUUAAAA